Molecule: messenger RNA, 237 nt
Organism: Aspergillus bombycis
Lineage: Eukaryota; Fungi; Ascomycota; Eurotiomycetes; Eurotiales; Aspergillaceae
Exons: 3
Coding region: 1-237 (78 amino acids)
Source: RefSeq, a predicted model, not a curated record
AUGGGUAACGGAGCCAAAGCCGCCUCUAAGCGUGAGCGCAAUGCCAAAGACGCAAAGGGUUCUGCGAAGUCGCAGCUCAAAGCUAACGAAGCUGCCAAGGAUAUCAUCUGCAGCGUUUGCAGACAGACUUUCCUCAAGACUACUCGUGGUCCGGCCCUGACCGAGCAUGCUGGUAAUAAGCACAGCAAGACGCUCCAGGAAUGUUUCCCUAGCUUCGUGGAGGCUCCUAAGAAAUAA